This is a messenger RNA of Lutra lutra (Eurasian river otter), 4927 nucleotides long. RefSeq names its product inhibin subunit beta B (gene INHBB). NCBI's taxonomy places the organism in Eukaryota, Metazoa, Chordata, Mammalia, Carnivora, Mustelidae. The coding region runs from base 1695 to 2915 and encodes 406 amino acids. Gene Ontology annotation, biological process: SMAD protein signal transduction; BMP signaling pathway. Gene Ontology annotation, cellular component: extracellular region. The record is from RefSeq and is a predicted model, not a curated record. The transcript has 2 exons. Gene Ontology annotation, molecular function: growth factor activity; cytokine activity.
CCGCACCGCCGCCCCCGCCUCGCGAAGCUCGAGAAGGUGCACCCGGGCAGGGACGGGGGCGGCCGCGGCGGCGAGUUGCUUCUCCCGGUCGCGGAGGGCGGGGGCAGGGGCGAGGGCAGGGCCUGCGCGAUCGCGGGGAGCGGGCAAGCACCGGGAUCCUGGGCCGGGAGCCCGUCGGUGUCGCCCGCCACCCAACUGGGCGAGGGUUCGGGGCGCCCACGUGGUGGGAAAGUUUCGAGACAGCAAAAGUGGCCGGGCAUUGCGGGGGUGGGGGGGGGGAGGGGAGAGGGCCGGCUCGCCCCUCCUUCCAGCGAAGGCAGAAAGGAAAAAGCGGGGGGAAGCGGGGGUGGGCGUGGAGAGCGGGAGGCAGCGACUUGAACAGAUUCCGCCCCCCCCCCCCCGGGGGGGCAGCCGGAGCGGGGAGGCACGGACAGUCUCCUCCCGCAUGGCCAGGACGAGGAGACUAGCUCACCCCCCCCCCUUUUUUUUUAUGCCAACGUCUAUCUCAACGCGCGCGCACAUACGGAGAUUGUACAGCUUUUUUUUACCCCCUUGGGAGAAAAAACGAGGAGAGUAAAAGAAGAGAGGGCAAAGAGAAGAACUCCUCGGCAGGCUCUGCACUGUGUCGCGGCCGGGCGCAGGGACGCGGCCGCCACCCUCCCGCUCUCUCUCGGCCCUGCGGCGUGUGCCAGUGGGAGAGCGAGCUAGGGCACCCGCACCCGGGAACGCUGCGAGACUUUUAGACGCUCCAACCGACCUCGCCGCCGCUGCAGCAGGCAGGAGAGAGAGGGGCGAGAAGGGCCCAGCCUCCACCUUGCCUUCCUCGCACGGCGCCCCGCGCCCAGCCGGCCCGCGCAGGCAGGCGGAGGGAGGGAGGCAAGCGAGAAGGCGGGCGGAGCGGAGGCCCCGGCGGAGCGCGCAGCGGCCGGCCCGCCCGCCGGUGGAUGCGGCGCCCCGGGAGCCUAGAGACAACUUUGCCGUGUGACGCGCCGGGAGGACUGCAGGGCCCGCGGCCGGGGGCUCCGCUCCGCCUCUGAGCGGGCCCGCGCGGCCAGCGCUCCCCGGCGCUCCCGCCACUGCGCUCGCCCCGCUCCGCCGCCCGCCCGCCGGCCCGAGGCGAGGACUACCGGCCCGUCGCCGGCGGCCGCGGCCCUUCUUCGGCGCUCAGGUGCGAGCGCGGGGCCCCGCCGCAGCGCCCGCCGCAGCGCCGCGCCAAGCCGCGCCCGGCUCUGCUCCGGGGACUCCGGCGCCUUCGCUUCCGUCUCGGCCAAGUUGCGUCGACCGGCCCUUUCGCCACCUUCCCCGCGCGGCGGCCGAGGCGCCGCUGCCGCCGCUUUAGCUUCACCGGAGCUGGGGGCUGCGGGGCCCCGACGCGGAGAGGAUGGGGGGAAGGCUGCAGAUGCCGAGGCGCCCUGAGACGCCCGCGCGGCAGUGACCCUCCGGCCCCCUCCUCGCCGGCGCGCCUCUCCGGCCCCCGCGGCCCUCGGCGCCCCUUCCCCGCCGCGCGGGAACCCCCGCGGCCCGGCCGGCCCCCUCCCCCUGCUAGCCGGCGGCGGCCCUCCCGGCGGGCGGGCGGAGGCCCGGGCGGGCGCGGGCGGGGGCGGGGCGGGGCGGCGCGCCGGGAGCCCGGAGCCCGGCCCUGCGCUCGGCUCGGCUCGCCUCGCGGCGGGCGCCCUCGUCGCCAGCGGCGCACCAUGGACGGGCCCGGUCGGGCGCUGGGGGCCGCCUGCCUUUUGCUGCUGGCGGCCGGCUGGCUGGGGCCCGAGGCCUGGGGCUCGCCCACGCCCCCUCCGUCGCCUGCCGCGCCGCCACCGCCCCCGCCGCCCGGAGCCCCCGGUGGCUCGCAGGACACCUGCACGUCGUGCGGCGGCUUCCGGCGGCCGGAGGAGCUGGGCCGGGUGGACGGGGACUUCCUGGAGGCGGUGAAGCGGCACAUCUUGAGCCGCCUGCAGAUGCGGGGCCGGCCCAACAUCACGCAUGCCGUGCCCAAGGCCGCCAUGGUCACUGCCCUGCGCAAGCUGCACGCGGGCAAGGUGCGCGAAGACGGCCGUGUGGAGAUCCCGCACCUCGACGGCCACGCCAGCCCGGGCGCAGAUGGCCAGGAGCGCGUCUCGGAGAUCAUCAGCUUCGCCGAGACAGAUGGCCUCGCCUCCUCCCGUGUCCGUCUGUACUUCUUCAUCUCCAAUGAAGGCAACCAGAACCUCUUUGUGGUGCAGGCCAGCCUGUGGCUCUACCUGAAGCUCCUGCCCUAUGUCCUGGAGAAGGGCAAUCGGAGGAAGGUGCGGGUCAAGGUAUACUUCCAGGAGCAGGGCCACGGCGACCGGUGGGACGUGGUAGAGAAGAAGGUGGACCUCAAGCGCAGUGGCUGGCACACCUUCCCUCUCACCGAGGCCAUCCAGGCCUUGUUCGAGCGCGGCGAGCGGCGGCUCAACCUGGACGUGCAGUGCGACGGCUGCCCGGAGCUGGCCGUGGUGCCUGUGUUUGUGGACCCAGGCGAGGAGUCGCACCGGCCCUUCGUGGUGGUGCAGGCCCGGCUGGGAGACAGCAGGCACCGCAUCCGCAAGCGGGGCCUGGAGUGCGAUGGCCGGACCAACCUCUGUUGCAGGCAACAGUUCUUCAUCGAUUUCCGCCUCAUUGGCUGGAAUGACUGGAUCAUCGCGCCCACUGGCUACUACGGGAACUACUGUGAGGGCAGCUGCCCGGCCUACCUGGCAGGGGUCCCUGGCUCUGCCUCGUCCUUCCACACGGCGGUGGUGAACCAGUACCGCAUGCGGGGCCUCAACCCUGGCACGGUGAACUCCUGCUGCAUCCCCACUAAGUUGAGCACCAUGUCCAUGCUCUACUUCGACGACGAGUAUAACAUCGUCAAGCGGGACGUGCCCAACAUGAUCGUGGAGGAGUGCGGCUGUGCCUGACCGCAGCAGGGCUGCGGCCGUGGGGGGAGGGGGCGUGGGGGGGCACGAGGGUGGGGCCCCUGGAAGGGCUUCUUCCAGCCCCUGUGGGAACCGGCUGCCCAGCCCCCUGAGUGCGGUCCUUCUGUCGGGCUGCCCAGCAGGUGCCAGGGUGAGGCCUGAAAUCUUUUCCUACUACUUCAUCGAGCAAAUCAGUCCAAGCCAGAGCCCGGACGCUCAACUGACACGAGAUACUUUCAAAUGCACACGUAGAUGCGCACAGCCAGACGCGUCCUGCCACCCACACGGCAGCCUCCGGGAUACCAGCAAAUGGAUGCAGUGACAAAUGGCAGCUUAGCUACAAAUGCCUGUCAGUCGGAGAGAAUGGGGUGAGCAGCCACCAUUCCCACCAGCUGGACCGGCCAUUCUGAAUUGCGCCUUCGGAGCACACAUAAAAGCACAAAGACAGAGACUCAGAGAGAGAAAGAGAGAGAGGGAGAGGGAGCACCAGAGCCACAGAGAGGAAAAGCAGAUGCAGGGGUGGGGAAUGUACGGACAGGCAGGAGGGCUGUGUGUCCCCCUUUGCUUGUGUGCAAGGCCCGCCAGGCCUCAGCAUCUCCUGGCUCAGACAUGCUGGCUUCCUUCCCUGCCUGGGAUCCUUCAUGCUGCAGGACCAGGGGAAGCCUGGCUUUUCCCAGCCUUGUAGAGGGAAAGAGGCCCGGAAUGGACACAACCUGCCAGAGACCAUGGAGCCGUGGCAAUGACCAUUUGACUGUCGCUUGGGUCCCUGGCGUGACUUAUAUGUGUGUGUAUGUUGGGGGGAGGGAGGGAGGGAGAGGAGAAGGGUCUUAAUUUGAUGCUUUAACUGAUCACUAGCAGUUGACAGACAGGUCACACAUUCCAGUUGUAUCCUUGGAAAGGGACUUUUCUACCAGGUAGGACCUUUUAAAUUAAGAUUUGAAUCAUUUUACAAGGGAAGAAAAAAAAAAGUUGCAAUCUGUGCCCUUCACUGGGGAUGUUCCUCCAGGACUGGUUGGGAUAGGGUUGGAAAUGACCCCAAGGCAAGGGAAUGAGCCCAGAGGAGGAGGAAAGGGUGAAGUGGAGGCAUUCUGGAAAUGCUGGUAGGCAUGGAGGGGGGGUGCCCUCCCCCCACCCCAGUAGGGUUUGUGGGAGGGGAGUAGUGUAGCUGAUCUGGGAGAGCCGGGGAAGGUUUUCAGCUGCUUUGCAGAAGUUACCCUCGUGGGUCCCAGCCACCAGGGCGGACCAUGGACGUGCCCCCGGCUUCCCGCCUGCUCGCCUGCCCGCCCGCCCCUCCUAGCACUUGCCGACUUGCCUGAACGCCCGUGAUCUUGCACUUGCCCAUCUGCGUGUGUCCAGGAGUGGCCCUUGGCAGAGCACUGAACUCGCUCGGCCCCCAGAGGCCCAGGUGCCACGUGAACUAUGCAAUUUAAAGGGUUGACCCACACUAGACGAAACUGGACUCGUACGACUCUUUUUAUAUUUUUUAUACUUGAAAUGAAAUCCUUUGCUUCUUUUUUAAGCGAAUGAUUGCUUUUAAUGUUUGCACUGAUUUAGUUGCAUGAUUAGUCAGAAACUGCCAUUUGAAAAAAGAAGUUAUUUUUAUAGCAGCAAAAAAAAAAAUACAGUUAAAUGUAUUAUACAUAAUUUUGGAACCAAAGAGGCCAACAGAUCAGUUUUAAUUUUUAUUAGAUGGUGAGGCCAUCUUCUAUGAGGUAGACGUUCUGAACAAUCCCUUGAGUGGCCUGCCAACGUUUCAGGGUAUAAAUGGAUUUUGUUUAUUCAGUUUGAUGUGUCUUUUCUAUCUUUACACACCCAGAAGGUACAGAAAAAAAAAUGACUAUGGUAGAAUGCAGGUGUGCGUCCUUAAAUCCCCACCUUUAUGUUUAUUUAAUAAAGCUCCCCUUAGGUUCUGUUUCAUAAUAAUUUAAAACCAAACAAUUUUCCCAUAGACUUGCUGUUAAAGUAUUUUACAUCUGUGUACAGUUUAAGAAAAUAAAAGAUCGAGUGCCACGGGC